Messenger RNA from Drosophila hydei, 1213 nucleotides. It is a transcript of the gene AlkB, whose product is annotated as nucleic acid dioxygenase ALKBH1. Gene Ontology annotation, molecular function: broad specificity oxidative DNA demethylase activity; oxidative RNA demethylase activity; ferrous iron binding. NCBI's taxonomy places the organism in Eukaryota, Metazoa, Arthropoda, Insecta, Diptera, Drosophilidae. Bases 200 to 1192 code for a protein of 330 amino acids. The transcript has 4 exons. Gene Ontology annotation, biological process: oxidative RNA demethylation. Gene Ontology annotation, cellular component: nucleus; cytoplasm. The record is from RefSeq and is a predicted model, not a curated record.
AACACGUGUGCAAGCAACAUACAUUGUGCAUAGGAGGCUUAAUGUCAUUCAGACAAGAUUAUAAAGACCAAUCGUGUCUUAAUGUCUUUAAAACCAAAAAUAUAUAAAAUUACAAUAUUUGUAUACAAAUUUGCAUAUAUUGUUUCAUUAUUAAUUCAAAUCACAUUGGUGCUUUUAAAGAAAAAUUAAACAAAAAUCGAUGUUUAAGCAAACUUUUAAAAAGUUUAAAAAAGUAAACCCAUUGUCUGAUCUUCAGGAGGUAAUUGACUUAGACAAUUACGAUGCAAAUAAUUCCACAAAUGGUUUGUGUAAUAUAGUAAAUCCAAAGGAUAUCUCCGAAAUGGAUAUACGUAAAAGUCUAGAUUUUCCGGUUGGAUUGCAGCCACUUCGUAUGUGGCGAUGUUAUACGCUUAAAAAGCAUCCUGGUCUUCUGAUCAUACGCAAUCCAUUUACAUUCAGAGGACAGCGUUACUGGAUAGCUCGAAGUCUUCGUGAUUACCCUCUGCCACCCAAUACUGUGAACUUAGAUGCAAAACAUUUUUCCUCCAAGACUAUAUCUGAUUGGUGGGGAGAGUUACAUCAUUGUACUAAUCCAAAUCUUGUUCAUCGUCUUAAGACUGCGAUGCGUUGGACAACUUUGGGCUAUCAUCACAACUGGGACACUAAGGUUUACGAUAAGACAAUGCACACUCCCUUCCCAAGUGAUUUAUGUUACUUGUCCAAAUAUUUUUCACUAGCCCUAGGGUUUCCAAAUUUUAUUCCGCAAGCCGCAAUUGUUAAUUAUUAUCCAAUUGGUACUUCUUUAAAUGGACACACUGAUCAUUCUGAGAUAAAUCAUGAAGCACCGCUAUUUUCAUACAGUUUCGGACAAACUGCUAUAUUUCUUAUAGGUCACGGUACUCUAGAAGAACAACCUAGUGCUGUGUAUCUCCGUAGUGGCGAUGUUUUAGUUAUGUCAAAGGAAUCACGUCUGUGCUACCAUGCCGUUCCGCGUAUUAUGAAAGCAUUAGAAGAUCCUUGGAAUAACUUAUUUACAAAUCCAAACGAAAAGCUUGACACCUUUAAUAGUUCGAUGAAUUUUGAAUUAUACGACCAGCUUAAUGAUGAACUGUUUUGGAUGCCAUUUAACCGUUAUGUUACAGACUGCCGCAUAAAUAUUAAUGUUCGUCAGGUCUACUCUUCAGAUCGUUAAAUAUAUAUAAUAAUAUAUUAU